UUCGCUUAUGAUUUACGAUCCAUUCCAUCUCGUUUCUACCCUUUUUCCUGCACUGCCACACGAAACAAAAAAAAAAUCACGUGGCCACCCCUGGCAGAUGAUAUCCAGCACUACACGGCCGACGACUGCCAGGUAACGCCGGUGAUCCACGUCCUGCAGUACCCGGGUUGCGUCCCGAAGCCCAUCCCGUCCUUUGCGUGCAUUGGCCGCUGCGCCAGUUACAUUCAGGUCUCGGGCAGCAAGAUCUGGCAGAUGGAGCGGUCCUGCAUGUGCUGCCAGGAGUCGGGCGAACGCGAGGCAUCCGUAUCCCUGUUCUGUCCCAAGGCGAAGAACGGCGAGAAGAAGUUCAAAAAAGUAUGGAAUCCUACGGUUGUAUGGUUACGCUUCCCGUUGGCUCUUCUGUCUUUGCUGUCGCCAGAUAGCUAGCUUGCUAAAUGUUUUUGCUGCUACAUA
Molecule: messenger RNA, 453 nt
Organism: Aedes aegypti (yellow fever mosquito)
Lineage: Eukaryota; Metazoa; Arthropoda; Insecta; Diptera; Culicidae
Gene: Burs
Product: bursicon
Exons: 1
Biological process (GO): animal organ morphogenesis
Molecular function (GO): BMP binding; receptor ligand activity
Source: RefSeq, a predicted model, not a curated record